AAGUGACUCAUUUUCAGGAAGUGCUCGUAUCCUUGAAAUACUCCAAAGUAUUCGAUCGACAAUUAUCCUCUUAAAAACUGACGCUACGUGAGAGAUUGUAGGUCUAAGAUUGUAUUAUUUACAUCGAUAUGAUAUACAACACCCACAAUUAGUCGCACCCAGGAAGUGAGUCUAGUGUUUGCUGUGGAGAGAGGAAAGGGAAGAUGAAAACAAUUUGGGUAAUUGGUGGGCCAGGAUGUGGCAAAGGAACGCAAUGUGACCGUAUAAUUGAAAAGUAUGGAUUUCUUCAUUUGAGCAGUGGUGAUUUACUGAGAGCAGAAGUUGCUAGUGGCAGCGAAAGAGGUGCGUCACUUCAGGCUCUGAUGUCCAAGGGACUAUUUGUGCCAACGGACAUUGUGCUGGAGCUUAUAAAGGAACAGAUGGAUAAAGCUCGUGAGGAAGGAACCACAAAGACUGGAUUUCUUAUCGAUGGCUACCCUCGUGAGAAAGAUCAGGGAAUUCUCUUCGAGGAAAAGGUUUGCCCUGUCGACUUAAUUAUCUUCUUCGAUGUAGCGAAUGAUACUCUGGAGAAGAGACUCCUUGGACGUGCUGCUAUGUCCCAAAGGGCAGAUGAUAAUGAGGAGACAAUAAAAAAAAGAAUCGAGAUAUUUAAUGGAAAAAAUAACGAGAUUGUCGAAUAUUACAAAGACAAAGUUAUAAGAAUUAAUGCGGAAGGAACAGUCGAUGAAAUAUUCGCCGAGGUAACGAAAGCGUUCGACACUUUAUUCUUGGCAGAUCUGAUUCAGUGUUGCCAGUAAAGGAAGUGUAGUAUCAACCUAUAGAAAUAGUAGUAUUUAUGUCGUACCACCAUAACAAAAUAGCAUACAAAUAGUCGUACACAUUUAGCUUUUUUUUACGACUAUUUGUCCUACUAUUUUGUCAUAUAAAAUAUAUAAAAUGGCACGUUCAACAAUA
Acromyrmex echinatior (Panamanian leafcutter ant) is the source of this 954-nucleotide messenger RNA. It is a transcript of the gene Ak1, whose product is annotated as Adenylate kinase 1. Gene Ontology annotation, molecular function: nucleobase-containing compound kinase activity; ATP binding. NCBI's taxonomy places the organism in Eukaryota, Metazoa, Arthropoda, Insecta, Hymenoptera, Formicidae. The record is from RefSeq and is a predicted model, not a curated record. Gene Ontology annotation, biological process: nucleobase-containing compound metabolic process.